Messenger RNA from Eurytemora carolleeae, 2016 nucleotides. Its product is annotated as la-related protein 1. The record is from RefSeq and is a predicted model, not a curated record. Gene Ontology annotation, molecular function: RNA binding. The coding region runs from base 1 to 2010 and encodes 669 amino acids. Gene Ontology annotation, biological process: positive regulation of translation. Lineage: Eukaryota; Metazoa; Arthropoda; Copepoda; Calanoida; Temoridae. Gene Ontology annotation, cellular component: cytoplasmic stress granule; cytosol. The transcript is spliced from 14 exons.
AUGGCGGAGUCUACACCUGCCACCAUCUCCUACGCCAAGGUUGUACGGAAAGAUGAUGGUGUCGAGGUGAAACCGUCGAUCGUUAAUCAAAUCCCUGAAGUUGAGAAGACUGUAGCCGCCGAAUCUGCUGUUAAUGAUCCUAAUUACGAAGAUAUGGAAGAAGAUGAAAGCUUCAGGAAGCGAAAAGCCCGUGGAGGGAGGAAGAGUCGAGGAAGGCGAGAUGAAAAGGAGGAUGCUCCUGGCAAGGAGACAACCCCUGUCAGUCCUAACCUUACCCUGGAGAAGGAGGCAGACCCUGUAGUAUAUGUGGAGGCCCCCCUGCCCAAGGUCAACCCCUGGAAGAAAUCUGUUACUCCGGACCCUCCAGGAUUAAACAACGGUGAACCCAACCUGGAAACAUCUAAACCUGUAGCUGAAACUAAACCUCUUGCUGAAACUUUAUCUGUUGCCGAAACUAAACCUGUUGAACCUAAACCUGUCACUAAACUUUCCGCUCCUAAACCUGAAAAGGAAUCUAAUAAAAGAAAUGAACCCCGAGGAAAAAGGGGACCAAGAGAGGAGAGAAGGGUGAGCAAGAGGGAGGGGAAAGGAGAUAAAGAACCUAAGGAGGUGAAGGUAGAGAAGGAGGUGAAGGUUGAAGAUGUGAAGGAGAAGAAGAAGGUGCUACCUCCUGCCCCUAAAUCAAAUCCUUGGAAGAAAGUUCCUGGGUCGGACCCUCCAGUAUCCAUUAAGGAAGCGGAGCCAAAGAUCAUAAAAUCUGAUCCAAGUGUAAACAAGAAGGCUAGUGAUUUCAGUGCCUGGCCCGACCUAAGCGAACAACCAAGGAAGAGAACUGGCGACAAAACUCGACCUUUGAAGUCUAAGAAAACUGGCGACCUAACGGAGACGACCGGAGACAGCGGAGCACUCUCUGGGAUGGAGACCAAUUCCGACACUAAGGAAAAUCAGGCCCCGUCUAAGAGUGGAGAAUCUGAUGCUAAGAAAAGGAAGAGUAAAACUGUGAAAAAACAGUGGACAGUUGUUCCUCUUGACAUCUCUAACAAGAAGAAACCUCGAAGAAACAAUACACUCAAAGACACAAAAAAUACCCGUGAGGAGGAACGGAAUCGUCGGAACCGUAGAUCCGGCGGAACAGUCUCUAAACCAUCCUCGAGACUGAAGAAACCGGUUAAAUCUAAACCUCGUCGUAUCUCGGGGGAUGAAUUCUUCACCUUCAGUCUAGACGGUCUCCUUCCAGCCUAUGGAGACCCCAGCCAGGAUCCAACAUUUGUAACCCCUGUCCUGGGCACAACCUACUACCACGACACAAUCAACGCCAGGAUGAACGACCAAGUGUCGGAGGACGUUCUCAAGAACUACGUCAAGCAUCAAAUUGAAUAUUACUUCUCUUUGGAUAAUCUGCAGAGGGACUUCUUCCUUCGUCGGAAAAUGACUCCUGAGGGGUAUCUUCCCAUCUCUCUUAUUGCCAGCUUUAACAGAGUGCAACAGUUGACACAGGAUAUAACAUUCAUCGUUUCAAGUUUGGACAACUCUGACGUAGUGGAGGUCAAAGACGGAUUGCUGAUUCGUCCUCUAUACGAGCCUGAGUCCUGGCCCUUGAAGUCUACAGAUUUGAACCCAGAUGUGCCGGAAUUUAUUCCAACAAUUUCUACCUCCACUGCUCCUCCUAAACCUGCAGAGGAUAAUGGUGAGGAUGAGGAUACUGCUGGAACAGAUGGAGAUGAUGAAAGUGAAGAAGAUGAGAAAAAGGUGGUUCCUGCCAAGCCCGGCCUCCAGUUGAAGGAGGAGAAAGGGGAUGUAAGGGAAGGAAUGGAAAAACUGUUGGAAUCUCGAACUCUACCUUCUCCUACCCCGCCUCCUGAAUGGAAGGAGGUUAGGAAAAGGAGUAAAGAGGAACGGAAAAGUCUUCCCAAGGAAACUGAAGGUAAAUCUGGUGGAGAUCAGAGAGAAGAAUUGGAUUUCCAGUUUGAUGAAGAGAUGGAUUUCCCUGCUGUAAAAAACAACACGUAAGCAGAC